Molecule: messenger RNA, 1902 nt
Organism: Sipha flava (yellow sugarcane aphid)
Lineage: Eukaryota; Metazoa; Arthropoda; Insecta; Hemiptera; Aphididae
Gene: gwl
Product: serine/threonine-protein kinase greatwall
Exons: 13
Coding region: 82-1854 (590 amino acids)
Biological process (GO): intracellular signal transduction; peptidyl-serine phosphorylation
Cellular component (GO): nucleus
Molecular function (GO): ATP binding; protein serine/threonine kinase activity
Source: RefSeq, a predicted model, not a curated record
UUGAUAAAUAAUUUAUAUUGUUUGUGUAUAUAUAUAUAUAAAUAUAUGUAAGUAAAUACAAUUUUGGAUUUAUACUCUAAAAUGGUUGAUAUUAAUGAAGAAACUUUUCCAUAUGAAAAAACUUUGUUGAACACUAUUGUAAAAAACACUAAAGAGACUAAGCAUCCAGAAAUAAGUGAUUUCAAUGUAAUAAAACCAAUUAGCAGAGGAGCUUAUGGUAAAGUGUACUUGGGCCAUAAGAAAAACAAAUUGGAUCAAAUGUAUGCUAUUAAAGUUAUGAAAAAAACUGACAUGAUUAAUAAAAAUAUGAUUACACAAGUUGUUAACGAAAGAAAUGCCUUGGCAUUAGCUAACAGCCCAUUUUGUGUCAAAUUGUUUUAUUCACUACAGACUUCAAGUUCUAUUUAUUUGGUCAUGGAAUACAUGGUUGGUGGUGAUGUUAAAUCAUUGCUGAAUGCCAUGGGAUAUUUUCCUGAAGAUGUAGCAACAUUUUAUAUUGCUGAAGUUGCAUUAGCUUUACAGUAUCUCCACAGUCAUGGUAUUGUACAUAGGGAUUUAAAACCUGACAAUAUGUUAAUAUCUGGGCAAGGCCAUAUAAAAUUAACAGAUUUUGGUCUUAGUCGUAUUACAAUUCAUCGAGAUUUAGAAAUAACAGAUUUGUUAAAUAACUCUCCUAAUGUUAAUACCAGAACUCCUGGCCAAUUACUUUCUUUAACAUCACAUUUUUCAUUUGGGUCAAAUGAAAAAACUCAUGUCAGUGGUUUUAGUAUGGGCUUUAAUAUGGAUUUAGAUGAAGAUGAUUAUAAUAGUAGUCAUGUUUCUGGAAUAGUACCAUUUCAAUCAGCAAAUAAUACUUUAGAAGGAACUACAUUUUAUACUUGUCAGAAUUGCAGUUCUUCUACAGACUGUGAAUGUAGUGUAAUAAAGGAUAAAUUUUAUGAUACCCCGUGUUCCACCAAAAAUUUAAGCAAAAGAUUUAAAACAUCGGGAACAGAGUCUUUGAAACGAUAUAAGCGGAGAAUAUUACCACUUAGAGAUUUAGAAAGUAAUACAUUGAAUAGUUGUGGUUUGACUCAACAAAUCAAACAAGUAGAUUUAUCAAAUGUUGGAUCAAAUAUCUCAAACUCAGCUGUUAAAAGUGUUUUGAAACUGAAAGCUGAAGAACGAUUAAGUAGUGGUCGUGUUGCUAUAUCAACUCCAGUACAAUGUUCUCGUAAACGUUCAUACGGAGAUACUCCUAUAACUUUGAAAACUACAAGAUUUUGUUUGCCUACACCUACACAAUCUCCAUCUUUUUUAAAAGGCGCUCAUAUGGAUGAAUUAAUUAUGAGUCCAAUCGCUACUCCAUAUCUACCAAAAUUAACUCCAUAUCGAACUCCUAAGUCAUUAAGAAAAGGAAAAAGAGCUAGUGAUGGUAGAAUUUUAGGUACACCUUAUUAUUUAGCUCCAGAAUUGAUUCAAGGGAUAGAACACGGAUCUGGUGUUGAUUGGUGGGCAUUAGGUGUUUGUCUUUAUGAAUUUAUGACAGGAGUUGUUCCAUUUGAAGGUGAUACUGUACAAGAGAUAUUUGAAGACAUCCUAAGACGCGAAUUAGAAUGGCCAUCUGGAGACCAGACAUUGUCUAAAGAAGCAAUGGAAGCAAUUGAUGGUUUGAUGGCUAUAAAUCAAAAUGAAAGAUUUUCAGGUUCAGAUUUAAGAUCAUCAACUGAAUUAUUUUCUAAAAUUGAUUGGGACAAUCUUUUAAAUGAAGUACCUCCAUUUGUGCCAAAUCCUGUUAGCAUUGAUGAUACAUCGUAUUUUAUGGCACGAAAUGAACAACAACAUAUACAAUUAUCAAAUAUAGAUCUAGGAUAAAUCAACAAAUUUUUUUUUUUAUGGAACUAUUCAAUAAUGAAGUUUUAU